UUUCGGUAUAUUUCUGAGGGUCGGACGGUAUAUUUUAUCGAUAAUUCCGCGGACACACUGCCUAUGUCGGCUUGGCUUUUUUUUUGCGUAAAAAAUAAUUUACUGCGCGUGCCGAUUUUACAGUAAAUAAUGUUAUCAAUCAACCCCAACUAAGUUGUUCGCAUAAUUUUUUGAAGUAAUGCAAUAAAUUGGUUAACCUCAUAGCACAACCGCGAGGCAGGGACGCGUACCAUACGAAAACUGUAACAUGGAGGAUGUAGAAUAUCUUGAUGAGUAUAAAGAUCUGGUGUUGCCAGGAAUUAAAACUGGCGAUGGGCGCACGCCAGUACCUCCCCGGCGGCGCCGAAUUUCGUCAGACUCGAGCAACUCGUCCUCGAUUGAUGCAGAUAUAUUUCAGAAGCUAUUCCAUGGGAAAUUUAUUGACGACGAACAGCUCAACGAGGGCAGUUCAAAAUCAAGGGAGAGGCACCGUCUUCCUCGACUCCCCUCCUCCAGCGAUGACGGUUCCAACGACGCCUUCGACGCUCUGUUUAAUAGGAAACUUAGCAAGCCAAAAUCAAACAAAAGGCGGGAGCGUUUCUCGUCCUUUGAUUCUGUAGACGAAUUGGGCCAAGCCCUUAUGCGUCCAACACAAAGGUCAACUGUACCAAAGCCAAGUACAUCUCGUGGCGCAGGGAGGAAAUCCGAGACGGAGGGAUUGCACAGAGGCAGUGGCAGUCAAAGCAACAGCAGUGGGUUUGGGAAGUCCAACAAGUCCCUUCCAGAGCACCGUUCCUCGGGCAAAAUCGGAGUUCAUGGGCUUCAAUCAAAGAAUGCGGCCAAAGGCUCUAGCAAUGCCAGCAGCAGCCAUUCUGUGUCUAAAAAUAGCAAGACUGUAACUUUACAUAAACCAGACCUUAGGCUACCAAAGAACGAGCCCAAGACAGAUCCCUUGAACUUGGGGGAACUCUAUGGAGACUCGGACAGCGAUUCUUCGUACGAGUUCGAAUCGGAUUUCUUCGACGAUCCAGACACGGAUGAUGAGGAACCGGUCAUUGACUUAUCGACGGAUACCAGCAGGACCACUUCGGUGGCGGAAACUGUGACGCCUGUUGUUUCCGAUGACGAGGGCGAAGGCCAGGAGCUGCAGCAGCAACGGAAAAUGAGCGGUGAUAGUGAACUCCUGCAAAAGUAUUUGAGUAAUCUAAGUUGUGCCGAGUCGCCGCCGAUCUAUAAAAAACAGAGUAGUGCUAAAAAAUCGCGUUCCAGUGAAAAGAAAUUACCUUCCUCCGAACAGGUUAUGCAUUCUAAAGAGCAACCAGCGGCUAGUCCCACAGUGGAGCAGAAGCAGAAGGCAGAGAAAGCAGAGCCGGAGCAGGUGCCACCAGUGGAAGCCGGCUGCAGCUCUUUAGCGGGAAAUCCAGUGUCGAUCAUUAGCAGUAAUAGUAAUCCCUACGAAGUGGAUGAAAGCAUCACUCUCGAAUCCCUUGAGCGCAUGACCCUCGACUUGGCCGAGCAAAUCAAUGAAAUUGAUGUGGAGCGCUCGUUCGAAUUUGAAAGGCGUUCCGCUUCAAAGCCACGCAGCAGAUCUCGAUCUAAGUUCUCGGCAGAUCCGGGCAGAUCGACUCCAGUCUUGGGCAAUAGCCAUGUGCGCAAGUUAACCUAUUCCAAUGAACAGCUCGACAACUGUGGCUCAUCGAAGACCACGCUGAGGAGGGCCAAGAGUGAUUCAGCAUUUUCAAAGAGGGGACGCGGCCGGAGUCGAAAGAAUAAGAAAAACCGGGCAGCCACGACGGAGGAAAAAGUGGUCAAGCCAAGUGAAACUGUGGGCGAGGGGCAAGAAGUCCCAGUGAAGAGGAAACGCGGCAGACCCCGCAAGAUAAGGCCACCGACAGAAGCGGAAACCGCUCUGUUGGCCGUAAAUGCUAAGGCCCCAACAGAGACAACAGAGAAGGAUGCAACUGAGGAUGCAGUUCCAGGAACCAGUGGCGCACAGGUGGAAAAAGUGGAAGAAAAGGAUACGGAUAAGGCGGAACAGAUCAAAAAGCCAGAAGCGGGAAGUCCGCGGGAACUAAACACAGAACUAGAUAGAGCCAAAGAUGUUACAGAAAUUACAGCUUACUCACAGGACGAAAUUAUCACAACAUCAUUAUCACAAUCUCAUCAAAUAUCAGAACCAUUAUUAGAUCUCAAAACAAAAGACCAAGAAGCGAAUCUCCAAGUGGAAAAGCCCACUAGAUCGGAUACGUCCACUGAAUCGUUCAAUACGGCUCAUGGCGAGUCCUCCAUGCCUCAAAGUCCCGUGCAACCAAUCAUCGGAGCUGAAGGUGAAACACUAACCGAACCGAGUGGAGACAUUGUGUGGCAGAGUCUGGACGGAAACAGUAACGUGGACGAGCGAAUGGUCUCUAAAGUUGAAUUAGCCAUUGAGUCAAAGACAAUUCAAUUGGCUGUCGAAACGCAAGAGUCAAUGGCGGAGCAUACCGUAACAGACCCAAUCGAAAAGCCAGAAGUCCAUGCAGAUUUAGAAUCGUCCGAAAAGGAUGUUGGUGUUGCAACGGUUCUACCGGCAUCUGUCGAUCAAUUGACGGCUGAUCUCUCUGUCCAAGAGGAUGAUUUCAAAUUGGAACUACCCAAAGCUGUGGAUCAAUUGCUCACAGAACCCUCCGAAGCGAUGGAACAACUUGAAACUGUUCUCCCCGAAGCGGUCAACAGCAUUCGAAAAGUCCAAAUCAGGGAGGAACUUGUAUUGACAGAGCAGACUGAUUCCCAGCUAGCUGAAGAUAUUAAAUUGGCCGAGGAGAUUCUAGCCGCCGAAUGCGAAGGCAUUAUAAUAAGCGAUACGGCUCUGGCGCUUCCUGGCGAAAUUCCUGUGAUUGAAAUUAUUAAGGAGCUUGAGCAGCAGACAAUAGCAGAUGCUUUAAGCCCACCAGAGGCUACCGAAGAAAUAGCUCUUGUUUCUGCCAAAUGUCCUGCAGAUAAGACUGUAGUAGAAGCAUUGCCAGCAUUGCAGGAGUCGUCAGGUAAAGAACCAUUAGCCGAGUCAAUUAGCAGCGAAAUUGGUGACAAAAUUCCCACCAGCUCCUCAGAAAACACAGCAAAGAAAGAAAUCAAUCGCAAUCCUUCAUCACCCGUUGUUAUGCCCAAGAACUAUGAAUCGGACGUUGGUUUGCCUCCUUUAGCUUCCCAAAUGGCUAAUCGUUCGGCUAUAACCAUUUCCAGCCAGCCCAAAAAGUCCACACCAGUCAAGCGCGCACCGAAAGGCGAAAGAAAUACAGUCUUGAACGAGCCAUCAAUAAGGAGCAGCUCGAGACUGGGCAGAUCGCUAGCGGGAAGCAAAUCAUCGCAAGAGCCGCAGUCGGCCGAUGAGACCAUUGACAAUUACAGAUUUGGAAGGGAGCAGGCCAGGUCCAGUGGGACUGAGAAGGAUCACGGUGAGAAAUAUGCCAUCCAGAGAAAGUCCCGGAGCACACAAAAGAAGGAAAAGAAGGGGAAAAGAACAGUAAAAGACAAACCAGAAGAUGAGGGCCAGGAUAAGACCGCCACCGACAUGGUUGAGACUGAAACUGAGAAUGAAUCACCAGCACCACCACCAGCUGAGGCUGGGGAUCUGGCUGAGGGAACCAGGAGUGGGUUAAAAGUCGUACCAGCUGGAUGUUCAACUGGAGGAACAAGAGGAGGAGCACACAGCUCAGCCAAAUCGAGUCUAGUUUCCAAAGCGACCAUAGACACGGUUAAACGAUUUGACAGAAGGGACUCCCCUAAAGCAGAUUCAUCAAAGACAAGGGCACAAUCGAAGGAAACCCCACACGCGUCACUAAGCAAAGACAUUUCUUCGGACCAUCCUAGAGUUGAGGCGCCAGUUGUGCAAUCUCUGGCGGAACGAGUUGCCAGGUGUGAAGAAGUCAAGGAGAAGAGCGACAGUACCCCAACGGAUUUCAAAGAGACACCCAACACAGAUCCUGUUGAAUCAAAGCUGGAACCACCCAAGGAAGACGUUAAUAAGCCAGCCGAACGUGAUAAGGAAGCAAAAAUAGAUCCUGAAAAUAUGCAAGUGGAUCCAGCUCAUGAUACAGUCGAGCCGAAACAGGCGGAGCCGCGAGAAAAAAGAAAAAGAGGAAGACCCAAGAAGAAAAGAAAAUCUUUUCCACGUGAUUUAGACAUAGAUAAAUCCAAACCGGGUAUAUCACAGGAUUCAGCGAAUGCUCAGCAAGAUAGAGCCGAAAUUAAUGUUUCACAGGGGGCAACUACAUCCACAAGCAGACAAAACAAACAAAAAAACAAGUCCCCAGCGGAGGAGGACCUUGCGGAACCAGGUAAUAAACCAGCGUCUUCUACAGAACCGAAGCCAGUGGAAAUGACAGGACCGGAAAAAGUUGAAACGAUAGAUAAAGCUUCUACCGAACAGCCAGAGCCUGUAGCGCUUGCAACGGCACAAAAAUCGUCAAGAAAUGAAAAGGUAAAGGGCAAAAAAACAAUCAAAACUACUGUGGAACCCUCUACUGAUGGCACAGAAUCGGAAAAAACGAUUAAAAAUACUGAACUGGUACGAGAUAAAAACCCAGAAGAUCCAUCCACUUCCACACCGACAACAGUUCAAGGGAGAUUAUCAAUAAAGGAGAAAAUAAAGAGCAGAAAGGCCAUUCACACGACUUCUGUUGAGUCCUGCAACAUUAAACCAGAAGCAGAACCAGAAUCAGUGCAGCAGGUAGUUGAUCCCAAAGUCGAUUCCAUCGAAACACUGAAUGCUGAAAAAUAUGAUCCAUCGAAGGAGGAAAAGUUGAGAAGCAUUCAACUGAAAGUGGAUCCUUCCUCUGCCGCAAUAACAGAGCCAGAGCCAGACCCAGCGGCUCAAUCUGCAGAUGGGACUUAUACUGCGAUCAAAGAAACGGAACCAGUGCAGGAGAAGCCAGAACGUUCAAUUUCUAGUAAAUCAUUGCCAAUUAGCAGGAAAACCAGACUUGAACUCAACAAUGAAGAAUCUGCAACGAAUCGCGAAUCUUCACAACCGGAAACAUCGGAAGCCACAGUAGAACCAAAACUCGAUUCCAGUCAGGCUCAAAUAUUGAAACAAGACAAAUCAAGGAACAAGCAACACAAAGAAAGUGUCAAAAUUGAGCCGAAAGACGCGCCAGACACGACAGAGCCAGGAAAGACCGAAACAAAAGGUGAAGAGCUGCAGCGAACCACAUCUAAGGAGCCAAGGUCGGCUCCUGAAAUGACUGAUUCAAAAAAGCCAAGAAUGCAAAAGCCGAAAUCCACUAAAUCGUCGGAAGCAACCGAAUUGGAAGGUCCGCCAUCGACAACACCAACUCUUCCACCAAAAUCCAUAGAACAUUCGGAUCUAUGUCGAGCAGCAACUGAAGCGGUCAGCGUUAUGGAGAGUAAGCAAACUUCUGAAAGUAAUCCUAGUUCAGAGAAAAGCAAGGAACCGCAGCCAGAAAAACAGCCAAAAACAGAGGAUAAGAGAUGUUCCAGUAAAAAGAGGGCGGACAGUCCCAAGCAGCAAAAAAAUACCAAGAUCACACCGGAUGUGUCAUCCGAACAGAAUGCAUCGGAAGACACCACACCUAAGCCAAGUGUUCCAAUCACACCAUGCACAGCGCCUUGUCGCCAGCUUCGCGUCCUAAUGCGCAGAACACCCAGCUCCAAAUCUUCUGUUGUCAAAGGAACUUCUGUCAAGAGUUUCAGGGAUAGGCUUUACGGCCCGACAGAGGCGUCAAGCUCUGCAAAGAGAGAAGAGGACAAGGCAAAGGCUGAACCAGAGGCUCAAGACAAGCCAGAAGCUGGUGAACUUUUAAAGCCAGCUUCGCCUGAACAGCCAAUUGUGGAUACAGAAGAUGGCACUGCAUGUGCGGACCAGCUAAGGGAUAAGUAUGAAGGAGCACAUCAGGAGAAAGCACGUGUAGAAGGAGAGACUUCUGCUGAAGCUAAGGUGACGGAAGAAUCUAAUGACGAAGCCCACACGGAAGAGACUACUUCAGCAGCUCGGUCCAUAGCUGUAUCUGUAGGGGACACCGCUAAGGAGGAAUCUCCGAUAAGCGAGGAAACGGCAGAGCAACCUACACCUUUGAAGGCUGCCUCUGUGGAACCGGACAAGGAGGAGGAUAAUAGCCAAAGCAUUCUAAAGAUCGACGAAAACAAUGGGGGAUCGGUUAAUCCCACAGCCGACGCCUCUGAGGCGGGCGUUGAGGAGUCCAAUGCCAACAGCCAAGUCAUAACAGAAACAACAGGUGCCACCGUCGCCCCGGAAUCGAGCAAAUCAAACAUGCCACCCGUGCGCGCCUUGCGUAAACGGGAAGUGGAGACCCCACAGCCAGAUGAAUCGGCCCGUCGGAAGCAACAGCAGCAGCGAGAGCUGGAGAAAACAGGAAAGGACAAACAGGGCCAGAAAAAACUAGUGCGUCGCCGCAAUCAGCUGGAGGCGGAAGAGCGGCCACCCCAGAAGCGUCUAAAGCCAGAGGACGAAGCCACAGCAUCUGCACCUGCCUCUGCCAAUCCCAAGGCUAAAUUCAUAUCCCUUAUAGGCAAGGACACAAUUGUUUCAACCACAACCGACCUACGAAAGGAGGACGCAAAGUCCUCGGGAGCCGCACGUAAAUCGAAUGCAAAGAGUACCAAGGGCGGCGAUAUGACCAAGCACAUCAUCAUAUCGACAGUACCCAAGAAAACCCCGGAUGCAGCUGCAGAGAGUCCGCCGGCGCCGUCCAAGAAGCCUCUGGUGCAGAGUGUGCUCAACUCGUUUGUGGAUACCCGCAAGACUACACAAAGGGAUAGUGCAGGCAAGAAGUUCUUGCCGAGAUCUAACACAGCGGCAGAAAGUGACGAGGAUCCCGAACGGAAUAUCCCCAGCUCCACUUUGCUGACUAGGAAGGGUGUUGUGCCAGCAAGCGAAAUGCCGAGCAAGAAAACAGCAGAAUCUCCCAAAGGAGAAACACCUGCAGCAGCACUGAGGAAGGUGAACAUCAUCUCCGUUUCAGUGAUGCCGAGCAAAGAAGAUGAAUGUGCGGCUGUUGCAGUGGGGAAAACGGGGCCCACCAGCGCACCCGCAACAGCAGCUCAAGUUACGAAGGCGCUGCUGGAUGCCGAGAAGAACAUCGUUUCAGCAAGGAGGCAAGUGGAGACCAAGAAGGAGCUGGAGACUAAGAAGAUCGUGAAAAUAAAUACGCCAGACAAGACUAAGAGCACGGAGCAAGCUGGGAAGGAGGAUCGCCGGCUGGAGAUGUCCGCACAACAAUCGAAAAAAUCAUAUACUUCCACGGAGCCAACCACGAAAUCCUUGCCGCAUCCGCAACUGCUAAGCAACCCCGAGCUUCGGAAGUCGAAAGAUGCUGCCAGAAAGCAAGCUAUAGCUGAUGAGAUGGCUAAACCCGCAAUGCUGUCAACAGUUCGACCAGUAACCGAUGCCGCGUCUCGAUUGACACAAUCCGAAGAGCAAUGGUCCGAUCUGGAUGUGUUUCAAAAGAGCAUUGCGAUCCGAAAAUCAAAGGUGGAAACUAGUCGCGCCUCAAGGGAAUCCUCUCACGAACGCGCCGGUCGAAUAACCCGACUGGAAAAAGGCAAUUCCUUACCGACAUCCCGUCCAAUGGCUGUCUCAAUAUCCUCACACAUGACGCGCGCCGCCAGUAACAAUCGAUCCCUGGCUUCAACGCCAAUUCCUAUGGCUACAACGCCAACUCCUAUGGUGCGGCGGACUGCUCCGAAAAAGCCUGAACUGGAAGCAGCCCCCACACCGCCAGUCGAGCCACUAGCUCCGCCUAAGAAGGUUAAACGUCCGGCGCGACUGCGGUUUGGUUCGCGACGCAGACGGUCGGCCAAAAAACGAAAAGCUACCGAAGAAGCAGAGGCAGAAACAGAAGUCGCCAAUCAAAAAAAAUCAAGAGGAGAGCAAGAGCAGGAGCCAGAAGCACGUCCAGCUCCGUCCCUUGCCUUCCCAGUGAUGAUAACCGCUGCCAGCAGCUCCACCUCUUCGCCGCUUCCGUAUUCGGUUACAGCCCCAGUUGCAGUUGCAGUUUCUUCCAAAUCACAGCCCAUUACAAAACCCAAGCUGCGAAAAUGUCUGGUUAAAAUCAACCGGGGAGUGAUCAAAAAGUGGAUGGAAGCGAACGUACGAAAACAGCCAGCAGUCGCACUACAGCAACCACGAUCAGAACCACCAGAAGAGCCGGGUCCAAAGCCACAAAUUGAAGGACCAGCAGCAGAGCCAGCAAGGGUUCAAGUGCCAGAGCCAGCUCCAGCCCCAGCACCAUCUCCAGCUCCAAAAACAGCGCCGCAGACAGCACGAGCACCAGUCGCUCCAGUUGACAAAUCAGAUUCGGUAUCGGUGUCGGUAUUGGCACAACCAGCACAGAAAAAAACCCAUGGUGUUCUGGCGAUGAAACUUCCGAUUCCCAUACCCGUUAUGGAAAUAAAAACGGAAAUAGACGAAGUGCCGCCCGAAGUGCCAAUGGAAGAAGAUACAUUGGGAGCCUUACCGGUACCCAUACACAUACCCACACCUAUAGCCCCACCCAUAACCAUACCCACGGCUCCGGAAGCUCCUCAAGAGGCGACGCCACCUCAGGAGGUGGUUCCACUUCCAACCACCACAUCGAGUUUUCAGACAAUUCGCAUAAGUGCGCCUCCGCCGUCGGCUGGCAGACUGGUCAGCUCGCUGCCAUCGGCAAGCUCGGCCGAAUCCAGCCAGAAGCCUGGCCAUACCAAGAUUUUCUCCUUCCUGUAUCCGCACCGCUAUCAGCGAUCGUAUGGCGACGUGGGGCUGGACUUUUGCUGCCCCAAUCUGGAUGGACCGAUGCGAGCCAUUGACCCGACGCGUUUGCAUGCCACGGCGCAGGUGCCUGUGCUGGAGCUGCCGCAGUUCAUGGUUAUCACGACGAGGAUCAUCUCCAAGGCGGAUAAGGAUCUGCCCCACAAGGUGCGUGCGAAGCUAGCGCAGCUGGAUAAGACUGGAGGGAAGUUGGUGGGGCAGACGGUGCGCAUGAGCAUGGACUCCAGUGAGCCGUCGAUUCCAGUGGCAGUGCCGUCGUCCAACCUUGGUCCGGCUCCUCGGACUCUUCCCGCCUUAAUUCCCAUUUCUAACCCUCCGCCACCCACCGCACCACCUGCGCCCACCGCUCCACCUGCACCGACCACUCCACCUGCACCCACCACAACUCCUGCACUUCCAGUUUCUCAUGCUGAAGACACCGUUCAAUCCUUGACCAAGCAAUUGCCACGUGGAACGACACUAACCAAAAAGGUCCUGCCGCCUGGGGCUGCCCUACCCGCUGCUGCCAGCUCGUCGAUGGUGGCCAGUAUGCCACCUGCUCUGAUCCAGCUGCCGCCAAUCUGCCCCAAGGACAAACAACGUGUGGAGCUGCAGACGCGAGUUCAGAUAUUCGACCUGGUGCUCCAGAGCCUGAGCAGACGUGCAACAACACUGACCAAGGUCGAGCGACAGCGCACCAUUGAGGAGAUUGUGAUGACCAGCACCCUAAUGCCCAUCGAUGUUGAUGUGGGCACCAAGCUCCUUGAGAACUACGUCUAUUACCUGAACCGAGCUACCAACAUCCAGACGCCCCUGCCCUCGCUUUGCCUCAACCCUGUGGGAACAACAGCUGCUACUCAGAGUGCGCCCACAGUCGCCAGUCUUGUCGGCAUCCCGGCGGUGGCCAAGAGUAAAGUCAGCACUGCAUCUGCAUCUGCAACUGUAACCCCUUCCGCACCCGCACCAGCAACGAAGAAGCCAGCACCAAAGCGCAGUUCUCUGCCAGCCGGCAUUCCGGUGUACGAUUCGGAGAAGAACAUCAUUGGAUAUCAGUGCCCGACACCGAACGCUUCGUUUGUCAAUCGACCAACGCCCAUGGCCAGCAGCACUCCACUGGGACCCUCCGCCUCCACGGCAGCCCAGGGUGGAAGCAAGUCGGCCAGAUCGAGUGUGCAGCUAAAACAGAACAAGAAAACGAAAACUACGGCUGGAAUUCCUAUGAAAGCAGGAGCAAAAGGCAGCCCUGGAAAUAGAGUUCAGGGUUCAGGGAAGAUCAUUUCCAUUCACCCACCGCCAGAACAGAAAACACUCCCUGCAAGGCCAGGUGUAGCCCAAACGAUUGCUGCAUUAUCGGAGACUCCUCAGCCCAAGGCGGUGGCUGUGCCUGUCCCUGUGCCUGUGCGGGGGUCAACGUCAAAGUCUGCUGCCGCAACAUCGAGCGGGCGAUCCGCUGGAUUGAAUCAAACGCGCAGUCCGAAUGUGUUUAUCAUUAACCAGAUGUCCCCCCAGGCAGAGGAGAGCAUACUGCCCGAUUCCAACAAUGUUGUGCCAAUGGAAGCGGAGAUCAAGGGUGAGCUGGACGACACUGUGGAAUUGAUUGGAUAGGGCAGGGCUUGAGUGUAUAAUUGAUUAAAAAAGUGAAAAGGAAAAGUAUUCUAAGUUACUUUAAAAUGUUUUUGAUUAAGAUGAACUACUCAAAUGCAUCGUUGAGCGCAAGAGAAUUAUGUAGUUCUACAAAUGAAGAUACAAAUUAUUGUUAAAAUAAAUGGAUGUAAUCAAACUUUUUUUUUAAUCUAAACGGCACUUUAAGCUUUUCAAUAAAAGCUCUCAUGUCGAAAUUUAUAAGCUUUUCAUUAGAAAUGGAAACAAAACGAAAUAUAAAGCCCCGGCUGGCCAGGGGAAAUACAAUAGAAGACAUUAUACAAAGACCUCAACAUGAUGAACGUCACGGAAGCGGAAAAAGAGGAAAUAAACACUCCCAAUGCUUCAUAUCCAGACCUGGAAAAUAGACUGGACAAGUACAUGGGAAUACUAUUCGCAAGGAGAAAUAUUGAGACUCAAAAUGUAUGUGAUUUUGCUGCAGUGGAAUUCUUCGGUGUGAUGAGCCUAACCGAUGUACGCACUCCCCGGCGUAAGCUCUGGUACAUGUAUUAUAGCACCAGCGAUCAGGUUGACAUCACGGUGGACCGCAUCCACCGCAAAUAUGGCCAGAAAAAUAUGUACGAUCUGUUUCGAAAGCCCAUCUUCAGUGGUGCCGGUCUGCGAUCCCGGGUAAAGAAUCACUUUGCAGCCCUGAAGUGGUACGUAAAAGGGAAUAUAUUGGAGGCCCCGCCAGAUACCUUAUACAAUGACGAAAAAGUGAUAAACACUAUUACAGACUUGUAUUUUGUCGAAAGACGAUGGUAUUAUGAUUUUAUAAUGUACCAAAAUUUGGAUUUUAACCGCUAUCGGGUUAAAAAGCUGUGUACUUAAUAAAUUAAAUAUUUAAUUUAAUAAAUACGCUUUUAGGCGCGAUCCUA
Drosophila pseudoobscura is the source of this 11244-nucleotide messenger RNA. Its product is annotated as SH3 domain-containing protein C23A1.17-like. Lineage: Eukaryota; Metazoa; Arthropoda; Insecta; Diptera; Drosophilidae. Bases 248 to 10330 code for a protein of 3360 amino acids. The transcript is spliced from 10 exons. The record is from RefSeq and is a predicted model, not a curated record. Gene Ontology annotation, molecular function: DNA binding.